This is a messenger RNA of Conger conger (European conger), 10288 nucleotides long. It is a transcript of the gene zfyve26, whose product is annotated as zinc finger, FYVE domain containing 26. Gene Ontology annotation, biological process: mitotic cytokinesis; double-strand break repair via homologous recombination; regulation of cytokinesis. The record is from RefSeq and is a predicted model, not a curated record. Lineage: Eukaryota; Metazoa; Chordata; Actinopteri; Anguilliformes; Congridae. Gene Ontology annotation, cellular component: lysosomal membrane; centrosome; midbody. Gene Ontology annotation, molecular function: phosphatidylinositol-3-phosphate binding; metal ion binding.
GAGCGCAAUAACUUCUUUAUCAGCAGUUUCGACUGCUACAAUAGCGUCGCUCGCUACAUUUUUUGAAGCGGUCUGAUGUUGUGAAACCCUUGACCCACGAUAUGUAAAUUCCAUCAGCUGAUGCUGUCAUAUGACUUCUCCGGCAUGGCUACCGUAGAUUAACAGUUCGGGAGCAGACUUGGUGAGAAACAGGCACGCGGAGCAGAUUAAUUGGGUUUUAACACUCUGAGGCACAGUGCACAGAACAAUGUAGUAUGGUCGUCGUUGGUUCCGCCUAUGUGCUCUGUAGUCGAGAGGUCGCACCCACCACGGAAUCAAGUGAUCGGGGGUGAGGUGCGGUCAGAGUCAUGCAUCCAUUUGGCCGGGAGGAAGAGAGCUCUCUGCAACAGCUCUUCGGCUUCUUCACGCUAUGUGCGCGGCGCGGGGAGUGGGAGCUGGCCAGAGCCUGCGUACCUCAGCUGAGGGACGCGGCGGACGGGUCCUCGCAGCGUCUACACGAUAUACUAAGGGCCCUGGUCACAUGUCCAUACCUGCUCAGGUGGGAAACGGUAGGCAGUCCUCAUCGACUGGCCUGGUUCUGGCUGCAGGUCUUGGAACGAUGGUCUCAGGAGCAGGUCGCCGUGUCUGUCCGCAGAGAGCUGGAGUUCCUGCUGGUGUUGGAGGAGCUUGGUGAUGAGGUCCCAGAAACAGUGCUCCAGGAGCUGCACCAGGCCUUCCUGGACUCCCAGCCCGGAGGGGGGCUCAGCGUGGGGGCGCAGUCCUGUCUGAGGGCCCUGCUGGAGGGGGGGCGGCCGCGACUCGCCCAGGCCCUCACCGGCUUCCUGCAGGGCCACGGGGGCGUCGGCGUGGGCGAGGCCGGGGCGGGGAGGGGCCAGGCCCUGACGGACACCUUCACCCAAUUCCUGCUGGAGAGGGUGGCCCAGUUGGGGCAGGAGGACGGGGAGGGGGAUGGGGCGGGGGCGGAGCGGCUGUACUCUGCCCUCGCCCUGAUGCCCUGGGACCCCGAGCGCGCGGGGGAGGGGCGGAGCCCGGCCCUGUGCGAGGCGUUGUGGGGCGCUGAGGGGCGCGGCCUGAGGGAGGAGAGGGUCCUGAGCUCCUUGCUCCGGCCCGGGAACCACGCCCUGCUCUGCCUGUACUGCGGCACCGCCCUGCGCCUACAGCGGGAGCGGCUGCUGAGGGACCCCUCCUGCACACAGGUGGACUUACCUGAAGCAGAGAGGAUGAUGCUGGGCCUAUGUUGUCAUGGAGACCGUGAAUCAGCCUGGAAAUCCAUCUACUUUGAAAGUCUGAGCAGCGGAAAACACUUCCUGGAGCUGGUUCUGGUGACAGCGCUGGACCUGGUCAGGAAGGAGGAGUUUGGCAGGCUGGAUGGCCUGCUGAGGGGGGAGUUCCGCCCCCUGUCCCGCCUGCUGCUGCUCCUUGGCUGGACUCAGUGUCAGAGUAUGGGCUCCGCCCAGACCCUCCUGCACACCCUGCACCACAGCCAGGCCCUGGCCAAUGACUCAGUCCUGAAAGAGUUUGGUGAUGGUCUGUCUACUCAGCUUGGGGUGCUCGAGUGGUGUGCCAAGAACAACCCGGGGAUCCCGAACGAGGCCCUGCUGGGACAGCUGCACACUCUGGACAGUCACUCUGCUCUGUACAUCCUGCACUCUCUCACCCCCCUGGCUCAGCUCGACGAGCACCAGGUCCUGGGCCUGCUGCAGGGGCUGCCCCACCCCCCCGGAUCCGGGGAUUCAGACCUUGUGGACGCGCCCAACCUGGCUGUCCAGAGGAACGUGAUCCUGUUCCAGGGCUUCUGUGCCAUGAAGUACGCCCUGUACGCCCUGUGUGUCAACGCCCACAAGUACUCGGGCUGCCGGGACUGUGGGGCCCCCGCUGAGCCCCCUCAGACCGAGGGAGGGGGGCCGAGAAAGCCUGACUCCAGCCUCUCACAAGAAUGCCCUGCGCUGUUCCAGCAGCACCUGUCGGAGUGCCAGCUCUACCUGGAGGCGGUUCCGGCCGUGUUCCGCCUGGAGCUCCUGGAGAACAUCUUCUCCCUGCUCUUCCUGUCCCAGUCCGACUUCCUGCCCCCGCAGGCGGGCCAGGGCACGCCCCCGCAGGGGGGCGCGGAGAAGAGUGACAUCACAGCGACCGGUACGGGCGCCGGAGAGGGGGAGCGGCAGGAGGAGGAGGAGGAGGAGACGGACGGAGGGACGGAACGGACCGAAGCACAGAGCGCUAGCGUUAGCGUUAGCGUUAGCCGCCUGGACCUGGCCCACCUGGCGCGGGGCUGCAGGGGCUUCCUGGUGGACGAGGCGGGCAUGGAGGGCUUCCUGCGGCUGCUGCGGGAGAGCCUGGAGGGGGUGUGCGUGGUGGGCCAGCGCGCGGGGCAGGAGGGCGGCCACGCCCUGCCGGGGGAGGCCGAGCUGGCCGAGGGCCUGGGUUGCUCGGUGACGGCGGAGGCGUUCGGCGCCCGGCUGCAGCGGCUGUCCAAGCGCACCGCCGAGGCGCAGUGGAGGCUGCAGAUCAUCGCCAGUAACCGCGGCAACGGCGGCGAUUUGAAGCCCCAGGCCUCCGCCGUGCCCAGCCCCUCCCUGUCCCUGAGACGGCACGCGGGGGGGAGGAGGAGGAAGAGGGCCUCCAAACACCGUCUGGAGGGCCGCAUGUCCACCGAGAAACUGAACGGGGAGGUCAGCACCAGCGCCUCAGAUGGAGGGGGCGGAGCCGGGGGCGGGCAGACGGAGCGGGGGGCGUGUCCCUGUGGCGGUCCCCACAGCUGGUUGGUUCCCGCCAUGCUGUCCCCGCCGGAGUCCCUCCUCAUGUCCUGCAUCCGCAGGGGGAAUUUUGUGGAGGCGCACCAGGUGUCUCUGAUGUUCGGGCUGGAGGGCUCGGCGUGCUGCGGGGAGCUGGUGUUCAUGGAGCGGUACCGCGAGGUUCUGCUGGAGCUGGCCGCGGUCGAGCAGAAGAUCGAGAGCCAGACGGCGGAGGCGCCGGGCGCGACCGGACCCGGGCGGAACCGACUCGGCAGCAACGGCCGAGCCUCCACCCUGCAGGCCAUCGAGAGCGCGGCCGCCGCCGGCAUGGCCUUCUACUCCAUCUCUGACGUGGCCGAUCGUCUGCUCAGCACCCCGGGGCACCCCGUGCCCUCCCUGGAGGAGGGGUACUGGCUGAGCCAGGGGCUCCCCGACCCCGCGGGGCACCUCCGGCCCCUGCUGGCGGAGCUCAGCCCCCCCGGCAUGGCGACCUUCGACCUGGCCUGCUGUCACUGCCAGCUGUGGAAGACGUCCCGCCAGCUCCUGGAGACGGCAGAGCGGAGACUCCUCAGCUCCCUGGAGGGCCGAGGGCUGAGAAUCGACCCGAAGGUGCGUCACUGCGAGGGGAUCCGGGGAUUCCCCGCCGUCCUGCAGGGGAUCAGCAAGAUCCUGAAUCGCACGACCAGCGGCAAGGGAUCCGCCAAGACCGACACAGCCAGUGAGGAGCAGGCCGACUCCGGCCCGUUUGGCUGCAGUGUGCAGGAGGUGCUGCUCUGCUGCCACCCGGUGCUGACGGAGGAGGCCCUCGCCGCCCGUCUGGGCCUGGCCCAGCGCCUGGAGCUCACCCUGCUCACGCUGGGCUCCGCCACCGACGCCACAGCUGAAACGCGGGGCGGCGGCGGCGGGCUCCUCUCGGCCCUGCUGGACCAGGCCAGCCUGCGGCCCUCGGAGCUGGACUCCCACCCGGUGCGCUCCCACAUGAAGCACCUGCUGCGUGCGCUGGACCACCUCUGCCCCUUCGAGCCCGACAGCGGCCCCUGCAGGCCCGACUACGUGCGCAGCUUCCUGGACUACGUCAACACGCUGGCGUCCGUGCUGGUGCGCAGCGUGGCCACGGAGGACCAGGUCAGCGAGGUGAAAUUGGGGAACCCCCUCCUGGUGCUCUUGCAGUCCCCCUCACAGCUGCUGUCCCAUCUGCUGUUUGAUCGACAGGUGUCCCCCGACAGGGUGUCGUCUCUGCUGCAGCAGGAGGCGUUGGGUCUGAGUGUGCAGCAGGUGACUGUGCAUCGCUGCUGUGAGCUGCUCCCCGUGUGGGACGGGCGCGUGAAGGCGGGGCGGGAGGCCGGGUCUCCGGCGGGGGCGGCCGUGUUCGGGCUGGGCGCCCUCACCGCCCUGCUCCAGCAGCACGCCCGGCAGCACGUCUCCGUCCUGGGGCUGUCCGCCCCCGCGCCCGACCCCGACCUCCAGUCCGAUUCCGAGGCCUCUCUGGAAGAAUCCGCCGCCACGCCGCCAACGCCCACCUCCCCGUCGUCUCCUCCACCCUCCUCCUUCUCCUCCUCUUCCUCCUCCUCCUCCUCGUCAUCCUCCUCCUCAUCCUCCUCCUCCAACUCCUUCCUCCUCACGCCCUCCGCGCUGUCCUUCCUGAAGUCGCGCUGCCCCCUCAUGGCCGCCCUCGCCUGCCUCAGCGCCUGCCGCGGCGGCGUCGCCCGGGCGACGUCCGGCUGGUCGGGCCUCCCCUCCUACUUCCGGCCGGGGCGCAAGGAGGCGGCGCUGGACGGCGAGCAGGUCUCCCGGGAGGGCGAGGCCCUGCUGAGGGAGUUCCCCGUCCUGCAGGCCCACCUGCAGGCCAUGGCCGAGCCCGUCCUGGGGGCCCCGGAGGAGGGGGGGCCGGGGCUGGGGGCCGCCCUCUGCGGGAAGCCCCUGCUGGGGCUGCUGCUCUCCGGGAUGUACCGGCCGUCCGCCUGCGCGCUCGCGGCCGAGGCCUUCCAGCAGGCGCUGGCUGCCCAGGACCUGGAGCGCGCCCUGAGCCUGCUGGAGCUGUACGCGCACAGCUGCGGCCAGCAGGGGGCGCUCAGGGACCGGCUGCUCGCCUGGGCCGCCCUGGAAGAGGGGGAGGGGUGCAUGGAGCAGCUGUUCCGGGUGCGGGAUGCUGACCUGCGGGCGCGGGUGGCCCUGCAGGGCCUGGAGCGUUGGCCCCUGGGGGCCGGUCUGGAGCUGCUGCAGUUCUGCCUGAGCGACACCCACACCGAGCCGGGCCUGAGGGCUGAGCUGGAGCUACGCAGGCAGGAGCUGGAGAUCUACAACCGGAUGCUGAACAUGGACAUUCCGUUGCCCUGGACAACGUGGCAGGAGCUGAGGGCGGAUUCUCAGAGUGACAGUGAGAAGGUCUUCUCCAUGAUGCUGGAAGCCAGUGAGUUUGAGCUGUGUGCGCAGUGGGAGCAGCUGUACCCGGUAUCUGCGCAGCUCAGACUGCAGCUGCAGACUGAACACCUGCUGCACCUGCUGGAGAGGAGUCAGACCGAGGAGGCCUUUCAGUUGCUGGAGAACCUUCCGGACUCCGCCGUGGGGCUGGAGGUGUGUGAGCGCGCUCUGGACCGCCGGCCCGGGCUGGCCGCGUGUCACUUCCUGGCCGACUACCUGACCCUGAACUUCCAGAGCCGCGUGUCGCCCGCUCGGAGACGGCACAUCCACGCCCUGCACCUGGGCUCCAAGGUGCUGCUGACGCUCCCCGCCGCCGCGCGGCUGGAUUACUUCCCGCUGCUCUCGGCCCCUCUGCUGAUGCUGGAGCAGCUGCUGAUGAACCUGAAGGUGGACUGGGCGGGCGUGGCCGUGCACACCCUGCGCAGCCUCCUGAUUGGCCAGGAGGCCAGCUUCAGCGGCGACGACAUCGACGCCCUGCUGUCCAGCUACGCCCGCAAGGCCCUGGACGUGCCCUACGCCCCCCGGGAGAGGAGCCGGUCGGACUCUGUCAUCAGUCUGCAGGACGUCCUGCUGCAGUGCCCCGCUCAGGAGAGCUGCCCCCCCUCCCCCCGAGGGGAGACGCCUCCCCCUGCUGCAGGCAGCACCCCCCAGCACACCCCGUCCCCGGCCUCAGCCGCCCGCAGAACCAGGUCUCCCGCCCAGUACAUCCCCCCGGACAAGCCUCCCCAGCGCAAAGACUGGAUCCCGGACCACCAGCAGCGCGUCUGCAUGGUCUGCCUGAGGGAGCGGUUUACGAUGUUCAACAGACGCCAUCACUGCCGGCGCUGCGGCCGGCUGGUGUGCAAUGCCUGCUCCGAACACCGGAUGGCGCUGGAGGGAAGCGCUGAGGUGGCGGCGCGCGUGUGUGACCAGUGCUACAGCUUCUUCCACCAAGAUGCUGAGGAAGAAGUGGAUCAGGCAGAAGCAGGCAGCCCUGCGGUCACUGAGGGGGCGUUUGGGGGAGUCCUGUGUCUGCCGGAGGUUCCCCAGCACCAGUACCGGCUCACCCUGAACCCCACUGAGAACCAGCAGCUGCAGUUUGAGUUCUACUACGAGCAGGCCCCCAGCGCGUCCCUGUGCGUGGCCAUCCUCUCCCUGCACAGCGACCACAGCUCCUGCGGCGCCCAGCUGGUGGCGCACUGCCGCGCGCUCUCGCGCGCCCUCACCAACCCCGAGGUGGACGCCCGUCUGCUCACCGACAUCAUGCGCCAGCUGCUCUUCAGCGCCAAGCUCAUGUUCGUCAGGGUGGGCCGGAGCCAGGACCUGGCCCUGUGCGACAGCUACAUCGGCAAAGUGGACGUGCUGAAGAUCCUGGUGACCGCCAACUACAAGUACAUCCCCUCCCUGGACGACAUCCUGGAGCCGGCGGCCGUGACACGUUUACGAAACCAGCUCCUGGAGGCGGAGCACUACCGGCUGGCCGUGGAGGUGUCCACUAAGAGCGGUCUGGACCCUGGAGGGGUGUGGCAGGCGUGGGGCGUGGCCUCCCUGAAGGCGGGGAACCUGAGCGUGGCACGGGAGAAGUUUGCCCGCUGUCUGAAAGCUCCUGUGGACCGGAACCAGCUGAACCAGGGCUCCAGGCUCCUCCAGGAGAUCAUUCUGCACCUGGAGUCCACGGUCCGGCCCACACUGACGCCGAACACUGAGGAGGACAUCCUGGCCUCGCUGAGGGAGCUGGAGGACGCCCUCUCGGACCAGGGGCCGGCGGAGCGUCCCGAGGGGAAGGUGCAGCACAGCGCCCACUACCAGGAGUGCCUGUACUACCUGCAGAACUACGGCACGCACCUGGCGCUCGUCAGCUUCUACAUGCGGCACGACAGCGUGAAGGAGGCGCUCAGCCACCUGCUCAGCAAGGAGUGUCCGGAGGAGGUGUUCCUGGAGGGGGUGCUCCAGCCCUGCCUGGAGACGGGCCGUUUGGGGGCCCUGCAGGGCCUGCUGGAGGGCCUGGACCCGGGGCUGGAGGGCUGGAGCCGCUACCUCAUCGCCGCCUGCCACCUGAUGCAACGCCGCGGCCACUUCCACACCCUGUUCCAGCUGCAGCAGUUCAUGAUGGACCACGUGCGGGCAGCCAUGACGUGCAUCCGCUUCUUCACGCACGGCGCCCAGUCCUACCUGCAGCUGGGCGAGCAGCAGCGCUGGCUGGUCAGGGCCAAGGAGCACCUGAGGACCUACCUGCAGGAGCAGCAGGGCCGGGGUCCCGGCCGCAGGAGGGCCACCAGCUCCUUCCGCAAGAAGAUGUCCUCCAGCGACGUGUCCAGGCACAUUAACACCAUCGAGCUGCAGCUGGAGGUCACGCGCUUCCUGCAGCGCUGCGAAAGCUCCGCCUCCUCCCGCGCCCACGCCGCCGUUGCCACGGAGACGGCCGGCACCGCCGCGCCCCCGACCCUGUUCGGGGUCAGCUCCAUGAAGAUCGACGUGGCCUGCAAGGUCAUGGUCGGAGGGAAGAACAUCGAAGAGGGGUUUGGCAUCGCCUACAGAGUUAUCCAGACUCUUAGAGCUCUGUCGGUGUACACGCGCGUGGGGCAGCGGUUGGUGCGCCAGCGGCAGUUUGGGGCGGUGAGGCAGCUGCUGAAGUGCGUGGGCGAGUCGGGCACCGCCACCAAGGGCGACUGCGACAGCAUCGUGCUGAGCUGCGUCCUCAUCGCCGACAAGGGCCCCGCCGACGCCAAAGAGCUGGAGGGUCUGAUUCUGGAGUCAAAAAGCACAGACAAUAAGAUUAAGGCCUACCUGCUGUGCAGAAAGCUACGUGCGGCCUACCUGCUGGCGGUGAAGCUGGACGCGGGCGGGGCGGGGCCCCUGGUGCAGGAGAUCCUGCAGGCUGCCGAGGGCACGGGCGACUCCAUCAUGCAGAACAUCUGCCGCCAGUGGCUGUCCGAGCACCAGGACCGGGCGCCACGGCAACGCCAGGGCCGCGGCAGUAACAGAUGACGCAGGAGAGGUGGGAGGGGGGCCGCGGGACCCGCCGCGGAAUCUCCCGCCGCAGACGUCACGGGAUGAUCUUGCCGCGGACAAAUUCGCAAAUUCGACACUUUUUCGACGUCAAGCCGACACUUUUGAGUGCCCGGGACGGGCGUCCUGUACCUCCGGACUUUUGUGCGGUUGCAGACGCCCGUCAGACGUGUCUCACUCUGAAACACCACUGUGCCAAUACCGCCACCUGUACAGACCCCCACAGGUGCCAACACUGUGCCACCUCCCCGGACCGGACCGGGACACCACUGAGCCUCCUGUCCGGGGGCUUCCGCUCCUUCCCCUGACUGAUCUACAGGACGCUCACCGUCAGAUCAUUUUUGUUGCUUUUUUUGUUGCUUUUUUUGUUGCUUUCCCCCACCCCUUCCCUACCUCAGUGAAAAAGGGAUCCUUACACGACCACUUUCACCCGUUUCAAAACGAGUACGCAUUCGCAGUAUGUUAUUGCGUGGAAUAGUACCGCAUGGUUUUUUCUGUCACCUUGCACCACCUAAGUUACCUGUACUCUGUUUUUACAUCCGAGAGGUUAAAACGUUACUGUUCUCAUUACAGGAGUUUGACUGAAGGCGGGUCAUUGGGUGAAGAUGAUUGAAUAGCCGUGUCUCUAAUUGUUGAAGGUAUUUUUUUUUUUGUGUAUUGGAGGCGUGUAAUUAGCCUUCUUGUUUAUCUGUUAAAAUGGCUGCCUGCGGUCUGUUGCUGGUGUCCUGCCCAGUCAUCCUCACCGCUUGCACUUUGAAAGGGAAGCUGGUCACCAGUCAGACGAGAAGCCCUGCGGCAUUGGUGUAUUAUGAGGGCAAAAUGAGGAAUAUGUCUUAAAAGUAGUCAAAUAUAGCCAUAUGAUACUGAUUUAAUAAGGGAUAGCUGCCCCGACUUCUGAGCAGAGUGUAAGUUUUAAAAACCGCUCACAGAAGUCAUAGGAGCUUGGAAAAAUGGGAAAUGCCAUCUUCUUCACGCCAUUUCAUUCAAUUUUGCGGUCAUCUUUUGGUCACCUUGGAUUAUUUGUGGUUUGUCUGGAGGUUCUGCUAGACCAUGUAAUACUGACCACUUGGCACGCAUCCUUCUUUCAACACUUCCUGACUGCGAUUGCAGAUUUGCUUUGUAUGGCUUCCUAAUUCCCGCUGUCUUUCUGGCAUGUUCCGUAUUAACAAUUUUUUAAAAUGUUUCCCACGUCUGCACUAUGCCUUAAUCAAUUGUGGGGGGAAUUUCAUCACUUUGGGGAAUAUGCGUUAGCCUUUGGUCCUUAUUAGCAUCACUGACCAGGUUUGUAAUGAUCACUAAACUUAUUUGCACCCCUGAAUACUAAUAUUAUGGUGAAUUCACUAAGGUUAUUGUAAAUAGUAAUGUCGGAUUUUGUGUUUUGAUGAUCAUUUUAAAAAGUAAAAAAGGGUAAACGCACAGGACAGAAUUUCUGGACCAUAGCGAAGUUAACUGAAGAUGCCAGCUUUCGGUGGAUCCAAAUGAUUAUCCCAGUUUAGGGAUUGUGUACAGUAAAUCGCACAUCACAUACGAUGCCUUACUUUUCAUGUUUAUGCUCGUGGUGAUGUUCUGUCUUCAGUCAAAAGAGCGAGAGUGAUGUUGUGCUUCACACGUGGAGCAGAUGCGUAGUCUGUUAUUGUAUCCUCAAAGGAUCUCCACUCAUCUGGGUCACCUCAUCUCCUACAUCCCUGACUGUUAUGUUGUGGUCACUGUUGCACUUUGCCUGUCCCGAAUAUCACCACCGGUAACUCGCUGUGAGCCGAUGGGCCAAGUCCAGCGCUCUCCGUGUCCGUAUCUCCCUCACCAUCACGUGUGGAUGCAGUAAUAACAACAAUCGUUAUGAUUAUAUAGUAGCAACUUUUCGGAUGAGUUUUGGAAUAUACGGAUCUGGACUUGGCCAGAUGCUUGCAGAGCAAUGUUGAAAUGGUCAGUAGGUCAGUAUGUCAGUACACCUUCAGUUCAAAUCAUGGACAAAAUUAUGAACAUUCUAUGGUUGGUUGUCAGAAUUGUUAUCUGAAAUGUAAUGUAAGGCGUAUGACCUCAGUAAUGAAGUGGAAUAAUGUUAAAUCCCAUCGUCUUUUCUGUGUGUAACAUUUCUACAGUUUGACAAGAAUGAGGAUGCCCCAGAACAAGUAAAAGAGCUAUAUUUA